GGCUGCCAGGAUGGAGACCAAGAUCCCGCCGGCCGUCACCCCCACCAGCCCCUCCUCCCCGGGGAUGUCCCCGGUCCCGCCGCCGGAUAAAGUGGACGGCUUCUCCCGGCGCUCGCUGCGCCGCUCCCGCCAGAGGAGGUCGCACAGUUCCUCCCAGUUCCGGUACCAGAGCAACCAGCAGGAGCUCACGCCUCUCCCUUUGUUGAAAGAUGCUGCCGUUUCAGAGCUGCAUGACCUUCUGUGCAAGAAGCUCCAGCAAUGCUCCAUCCUCUUCGACUUCCUGGAUUGCGUCGCCGACCUGAAGGGCAAGGAGAUCAAGCGGGCAGCCCUCAACGAACUGGUGGAGUGCGUGGCCACGAACCGUGGCAUUCUCAUAGAGCCACUCUACCCCGAGAUCAUCAAGAUGAUCUCUGUCAAUAUCUUCCGGACACUUCCACCCAGUGAGAACCCUGAGUUUGACCCUGAAGAAGAUGAACCCAACUUGGAGCCCUCUUGGCCACAUCUACAGCUUGUUUAUGAGUUUUUCCUCCGGUUCCUCGAGAGCCCAGACUUCCAACCCUCAGUUGCCAAGCGCUACAUAGACCAGAAAUUUGUAUUGCUGCUACUAGAGCUCUUUGACAGCGAGGACCCCCGGGAACGUGAAUACCUCAAGACCAUCCUCCACCGUGUCUACGGCAAGUUCCUGGGCCUGCGCGCCUACAUCCGCAAGCAAUGCAACAACAUUUUCUUGCGGUUUAUCUACGAGACAGAGCAUUUCAAUGGUGUGGCGGAACUGCUGGAGAUCCUGGGGAGUAUCAUCAAUGGCUUUGCCCUGCCCUUGAAGACAGAACACAAGCAGUUCCUGGUACGAGUCCUCAUCCCACUUCAUUCAGUGAAAUCCCUCUCCAUAUUCCAUGCCCAGCUGGCUUAUUGCGUGGUCCAGUUCCUGGAAAAGGAUGCCAUGUUGACAGAGCAUGUGAUCCGUGGGCUCUUGAAGUACUGGCCAAAGACCUGCACGCAGAAGGAGGUGAUGUUCCUGGGAGAGAUAGAAGAGAUCCUAGAUGUCAUUGAACCCUCACAAUUUGUGAAGAUUCAGGAGCCGCUUUUCAAGCAGGUGGCUCGCUGUAUCGCCAGCCCUCACUUCCAGGUUGCAGAGCGGGCUCUGUAUUUCUGGAACAACGAAUACAUCUUGAGCCUGGUGGAGGAUAACUGCAACACAGUGCUGCCCACCAUCUUUGCCACACUCUAUCGUGUCUCCAAGGAGCACUGGAACCCGACCAUUGUUUCUUUGGUCUACAAUGUCCUCAAGACCUUUAUGGAGAUGAAUGGGAAACUCUUUGAUGAACUCACAGCCUCUUACAAGGUGGAGAAGCAGCAGGAACUGAAGAAGGAGAAGGAGCGGCAGGAGCUGUGGCGGCAGCUGGACGAGCUCCAGCUGCGGAAGCUGCAAGGACUGGAGGAGGCCAAGAUGAACCGCCUGAACCUGCAGCACAGCCUGGCUGUGCAGAGGGGAGAGGCGAGCUAGGAGGCCCCUCUCCCCUGGGAUCCCCCCUGCUGUGGCGUGGGAGCGACACACACUGGUGCAGUCCCCAUCCUGUACAGCUGACCCCCACUCACCAGGCCUGUGCCAAACCAGAGCUCGUGCCCUCUGCCCUUCUUGUUGGUGGGCGUGCCCCCCCUUCCCCAUUGCCCCACAGGGAAUU
Messenger RNA from Euleptes europaea (tarantolino), 1682 nucleotides. RefSeq names its product protein phosphatase 2 regulatory subunit B'beta (gene PPP2R5B). NCBI's taxonomy places the organism in Eukaryota, Metazoa, Chordata, Lepidosauria, Squamata, Sphaerodactylidae. Gene Ontology annotation, molecular function: protein phosphatase activator activity. The coding region runs from base 11 to 1504 and encodes 497 amino acids. Gene Ontology annotation, cellular component: protein phosphatase type 2A complex; nucleus; cytosol. The record is from RefSeq and is a predicted model, not a curated record. The transcript is spliced from 13 exons. Gene Ontology annotation, biological process: signal transduction; protein dephosphorylation.